GUUGUUAUGUAUGUACAUAUACGCAUUAAUGAGCAAGCUACAUACAUGACGAAUACUUGAAAUACUUUAAGCUAAAUUCCAUCCAUAUGCUUUUUGCUUUCUACUUAAAUAUUCUUACAAAAAGUCAGAUCAAAUGGACCUGUAUAUGUAUACAUACAUAUGUAUGUAGGUACUUGUAACAGUCAUGCUAUUAUCUCACGUUCUUUUAUGAAUUUCUCGAUCUUUAACAUUGCACAAAACUUUUAAAAUACAAGAUUUGAUCAUUAUGGGAAAUUCGGUGCUUCUUUUCGAUCAUGUGAAUCACGAAUUAAAUUUACUUGAAAUUUUAGAACUAUUGACUUGUAAUUUUUAUCUUAAAUGUUAAUUUCAAACGAAAAACGAUCAUACAUGAAUUAGUUCUUGGUAUUUGCAAAUCUAAAAACAUACGAAAAGUAUUCCUUACAUUUGUCCAUAUAUAGGGAGUUAUUAUUAAAAAUAUGAACCAAAAUAAAGUUUUAAAAGACCAUACAUUGUCAGAAUAUACCAUAGAAAAGUUAAAAGUAAUUAAGGAAAAAUUAAAGGAUGAUAUAAUCCAGGCUGAUCCUCUAUGGAACAUUGUAAGAGGGAAGAAGGAAGAAGAAAUGUACACAAGCGAAGAAGAAAUUACAGAUGAGAGCAGCAAAGAUGAUAACGCUUCGUCCAUGAUACUCGAUGAUAUCGAACCGUCUACUCAAUUUUAUUUUACGCAAUUGGAAAAAAAUUUUGAUCAAACAGAGAAACAGACAACUACGCAAAAGUCUGAUAUUGUAGAAUGUCUUUUUGAAGGAUUAGAGUGUUCUAAUGGAAAAUUAGAUCUAAAUCAAUUAGAGAAUUUAGUAGACGAAGAACUUGUGGAUGUAGUUUGUCAAUUAAAAAAGAAAUUGAGUAUAACGGGUGCUUAUAAUUUUUGUUGUUCCAUGAAUAAUAUGACUUUAGAACAACAAAUGAAAUAUAUAGCAAUUUUUCUCAGUCAUUUGUUACUACCAAAGAUAAUUGCUCUAGAAGAACCAUCAAGGUUACUAUUAUCUGUUAUCGUAGAAUGUGUCCAAAAGUUUCCGGAUGAUGUUCAGAAAUUCAUUUUUAUUCCUCUACUAAAUGUUGAUUUAAAAGAAGUAACAAUCGUUAAUGCUAUAGCAAAUGCUUUUGAACCUCGAAGAAACAUUGUUCUAAUUACGGAAUAUUUAUCUCAUGCAAAAGAACUCAAGUCCUGGCAUCUUCCCAUUCUACACAAUUUAAUAUUUAUUAAAACGGAUAUUGUGACGAAUGAUAAACUCGUAAAACUAUUGUCACAGAAAGCACUUGAUUUUGCUAAGGAGAAAAAUUUUGGAAAACUUGUAUUAUCGUUCGUAAAAGUAAACACAAAUUUCUCAGAGCAGCAAAAGUAUUUAUUAUGGGAAAUAGCUAAUAUAAAUCAAACAUUGUUUAAGAGACCCAUAAAAAAUAUUUUAAAAACUUUGUAG
Molecule: messenger RNA, 1478 nt
Organism: Colletes gigas
Lineage: Eukaryota; Metazoa; Arthropoda; Insecta; Hymenoptera; Colletidae
Exons: 5
Coding region: 477-1478 (333 amino acids)
Biological process (GO): interstrand cross-link repair
Cellular component (GO): Fanconi anaemia nuclear complex
Source: RefSeq, a predicted model, not a curated record